Ilex paraguariensis (yerba mate) is the source of this 378-nucleotide messenger RNA. The record is from the annotation of a GenBank genome assembly. Lineage: Eukaryota; Viridiplantae; Streptophyta; Magnoliopsida; Aquifoliales; Aquifoliaceae.
AUGGCGGUUGCACUACGGGGCGGCCGUGGAGGAUCUGGUGGCGGAUCGGCACUUCGGAAGUUCUUCUCUUACCGGAUUUUUGUCUCUGCCAUGUUCACCCUCCUCUUCCUCGCCACUCUUUCCGUUCUCUUCUCCUCUCACCCCUACGACAGCGAUUCCAUCUGCUUGCAAAUAAGCCGAUAUGGCGGUUGCACUACGGGGCGGCCGUGGAGGAUCUGGUGGCGGAUCGGCACUUCGGAAGUUCUUCUCUUACCGGAUUUUUGUCUCUGCCAUGUUCACCCUCCUCUUCCUCGCCACUCUUUCCGUUCUCUUCUCCUCUCACCCCUACGACAGCGAUUCCGUGAGUCUGUCUCUCUAUACACACGCAUUUAUGCAUAG